This is a messenger RNA of Condylura cristata (star-nosed mole), 4206 nucleotides long. It is a transcript of the gene CCP110, whose product is annotated as centriolar coiled coil protein 110kDa. The transcript is spliced from 12 exons. NCBI's taxonomy places the organism in Eukaryota, Metazoa, Chordata, Mammalia, Eulipotyphla, Talpidae. Gene Ontology annotation, biological process: centriole replication; regulation of cytokinesis; centrosome duplication. The record is from RefSeq and is a predicted model, not a curated record. Bases 1 to 2541 code for a protein of 846 amino acids. Gene Ontology annotation, cellular component: centriole.
AUGGGUGAUGUUAGAAAAGCAGCUGACAUCAGUGAUUUGGAUCAGUGGGAGUCUGACACACUUUACUCUAAUUCAGAAAUCAGAAACUUGAAUGAUUCUGCUACACUUCCAAAUAACUUGCCAAGCCCUUCUGAGCACUCUGCUUUAGCAAACUUUGAAAAGCUAACUGGAGUUUUGCCUUUGAAUAAUGAGGACCAAUUGAAAUCUAGUGGGGUAGACCUAGCUAGAGACUCAGAAGAACUUAAUUCUCUGAAGCAAUGUGACAGUUCAGAUAUUAGCCAUAUAGAAAAUGAAGCUUCUCCAAAGACCUCGUCAGCAACCCCACAAGAGACCCUUAUUUCUGAUGAUCUCUUCCCAAUAAAUGAAGAACAGAGAGCAUCACUUUUGGAGGUCACUCCAGACCCCUAUGUAAUAAGUCUUCAGAACCUAAUGAAAAAAUCAAAGGAAUACAUAGAAAGAGAACAAUCUAGGCACAGUUUGAGAAGUAGUGUAAAGAGGAUAGUUAGUGAGAGUCACUCAGACAAAGAAAAUGAUGCUGUUAAAGUUACUGACUGUGUAAAGGAGAAGACCCCGUUGCUAGGCAAACACUGUGGCUCAGUCAUUCCUGACAAACCAAGCCUUAAUAAGUCCAAUGUCCUCCUCCAGGGUGCUUCUGUUCAAGCAAGCAGCAUGACCAUGGGAAUUUUGGGUAGCUUUUCCAAAGUAGACAUACCUGUACGAAGUGGUCACCCAACUAAUUUAGACCCCGAUUCUGAUUUUAAAGUCAUUCCCACUUUUGUUACUGAAAAUAAUGUUAUCAAAAGUCUUACUGGCUCAUAUGCCAAAUUACCUAGUCCAGAGCCAAGCCUGAGUCCUCAAAUGCACCGAAGGCGUUCUAGGCCAUCAUCAGCAUGUCAUAUACUGAUAAAUAACCCAAUAAAUGCCUGUGAAUUAAGUCCUAAAGGAAAAGAACAGGCAGUAGAUUUAGUUGUUCAAGAUACUGAUGAAAAAGCAGAUGUACCCGCAACUGUGCCAAAGUUACCAAUGGAUUUAGUAGGAGUUUGCUCAAGCAAAGUUUAUGUCAGCAAAAAUACAUCUGAAGCCUUAGAGGAAAUGGUUUUAGGUAAAUCAACUCAGGUAUGUCAAUCUUCAGGAAAUCUGUUGGAAAAUAAAGUUAUCCAUGGACUUGCUGUGGGUGAAGGUCAGUCAGCAGCUGACGGGAGAGGACACCAAGUGGAGAGUGCUUGUGGGGCAGUGCCCAGAUUGCAGGAGCCAGAUGCCACCAGUGAGCGUGCAGGGAGUCAAAACCUUGGAACUGUGAGUGGACUCAAGUCGGCCGGUGUGUUAGAGAAAAACUCCUGCAGUUUACAGAUGGAGCUGAAUAAGUCUUAUGAUGUAAAAAACCCAUCUCCUUUACUGAUGCAAAACCAGAAGACUAGGCAGCAGCAAAUGGACACCCCCACUGUGUGCUAUGGGAAUGAACAGUUUUUGGAAAGCAGUUUUGAGAAAGUUAAACGGAGACUUGAUUUAGAUACAGAAAGCUUGCAGAAGGAAAAUUGCCCUUAUAUCAUAACAACUGGAAUAGCUGAGCAGGAAAGGCAACAUUUGUCAGAGAAACGACACCCAAAGGGAUCUGUCUACAUUAACAAGAAUAAAAUAUUAGAAAAUAUUUCCAAAGAAGGUGAGGAGAUAUUAAAAAGCAAAAUGUUAGCUUUUGAAGAAAUGCGGAGAAGACUGGAAGAGCAGCAUGCCCAGCAAUUAUCACUACUCAUAGCUGAGCAGGAAAGGGAACAGGAAAGAUUGCAAAAGGAAAUAGAAGAACAGGGGAAAAUAUUAAAAGAGAAGAAGGUGAUGACCACAGAAACCUCUGAGUUGGUCAUGAAUGAUGCGAUUUUCAGUCCAGAAGUCCAAGCAAAGUUUAAUAAAAUAACAGCAGUGGCAAAAGGAUUUCUUACUCGGAGACUGAUGCAGACAGAUAAACUGAAGCAGCUUCGACAAACAGUGAAAGAUACCAUGGAAUUCAUAAGAAGUUUUCAGUCGGAAGCGCCGUUAAAGAGAGGCACUGUUUCAGCACAGGAUGCUUCUCUGCAGGAAAGAGUCUUAGCACAGUUGCGAGCGGCCCUGUACGGUAUUCAUGACAUAUUCUUUGUCAUGGAUGCAGCUGAAAGGAUGUCUAUUCUGCAUCAUGAUCGAGAAGUUCGCAAAGAGAAAAUGCUCAGACAAAUGGAUAAAAUGAAGAGUCCACGCAUAGCCCUUUCAGCUGCAACACAGAAGUCUCUUGAUAGGAAGAAGUUCAUGAAAGCUGCUGAAAUGGGAAUGCCUAAUAAGAAAUUUCUGGUUAAACAAAAUCCUUCUGAAGCAAGAGUCCUUCAGCCAAACCAAGGACAGAACGCACCUGUUCACAGGCUUCUUAGUAGACAAGGAACCCCUAAGACAUCAGUGAAGGGGGUUGUGCACAAUAGACAGAAGUCUUCACAGAGCAGAGUGCCUAGCAGAGCGCCUGUUGCAGGAGUAUAUGCAGGAAAAACCCAAAGAAAGCGGCCAAAUGUUGCGACAAUUUAAGAAGACAACAUUCAUUAGGAUAAAAGGUUGGGGGUGUGUAUCGUGCGUGUUUGUCCUGCCCAAGACUUUAACUGUGGGCUGUUCCAUGGGUGAAGUCAGAGGACUGAGCAGUUCUCUGGCUGUUUGGCUGAGAGUGGCUGACGCCUUCCACACAUCCCAUUUUUGGGUAAAGAGAGUUAGUAUCAGUCAUUGAUUCAUCUCCAUGCUAAACCUAUACAAGUUUGUUUAAUGUACCCAGAUAUCUGCAGAGAAACUUUUUGUAAAUUUGAGGAACAUUUGGGGUUCUAUAAAACAUUGAAAAGAUAUGUUGAAUUAUAAAUAAAUUCUGAAAUACGGUUUUCAACCUCUGGUGAAUUUGAGAAACAAAUUAGAUACUAUUCUACUCAAGGGGAGAUUACUGCUGAAGAAUGUUUUCUCCUCGUUUUAUAACUUGAAAAACUGGUUAUUCUCUCAUCUUCAUGUUCUUGGAGUUAAUAGUAUGACCACAGAGGAUAAAGCACUGCCUGCUGAUUGUGAUCCACCUAAAAUUUACCACAGAAGUAUCUGGGGGUCACCAUUACGGUUGCAAGUGUACAUUCCUCCUACCAACUUAUUGGUUUACAGAAGUGUAAACGAAAUCUUAGAAAUAUUUCUGGGGACUCUUAGAAAUAUUUCUACUAGAUUGGAGGGUAGCAAAUGGGGGAGACAGCACAAUCUCUGUGAAUGUAACAGGAUGGAAUAGGAAUGCAUCUUUACAUCCAGUGCUGUAAUCAGUAACAUGUUGCAUGCUGUUAUGUUUUCUAUUUUGUCUGUAUAAUUUUGUUUCAUCAUAGUCUACUUUUUCUGGCAUGCUUGAUUUAGGAGAAGAUAAAGGGCUAUAUAAUACCAUAAAUUCAGAUUUCCAAAUUGGGAUAAUAUUGUUUAGUUGAAAUUCUGAAUUACUUAAGAGGCACUGAUGUUAUCACUGACAUGUUUAUUUUUUAAAAUGUUACCAAGGAAAUAUGAUUUUAUAAAAGAGAAUGUCACUGUUCAUUUAUCACAGCAAUUCCAAAAAGGGCUUUGUGCUUCUCACAUAAAAUUGGGACUGUGUGCAUUUACUCUUUCUAACUUGAAUUUAAAACAAAUACUGGUAUUUUGAAAAUGCAGACUGUAUAUAUUCUUAAUAUCCUUUUGUGACUUUAGGGAUAGAUCACUCAUUUAAAAUUUAACUUUUACAUCCAGCUGUAGACAAGAUAAUAAUCUACUCUGGGUAUAAACUUGAUUUUCUUUGUUAAGAAGCAUCAAUUACGGAAUGAAUGAACCAGAAAAUUAGAAGAUGGUGAAAAUUGUGUUGCCAGUUUUUGUGUUUGUAGGCAAAGUAUCUCAGUUAUCUUGUUAAUAUGACACGUUGUGCUUGAUCAUUCUGAAAACUCAGGAUGCAGCUUACUCAUGUCAUAGUGGGUUUUUCCAGUAUGAAAGAUAGACUUCUGUGUACACUAAUGCAGAUAGGCUAAAACAAAUGGUAUGUUUUAGAUAAAGUUAGACCUAGUUUCAGAUUAAGAAUGAGAAACUUGAGUGUUUUUUAAAUUUAAAAAUAACAAAGUUUUUGUGUUUUACAUAUUUUUUAAUGUUCUCAGCCUUUUCUCAUAAGUGCCAGACAUUGUUUUGUGCUUUCAGUGAAUUUUUAUUUAUAUGCAUUAUUUUUGU